AUGCCGCCCCCGGCCCCCGUCAACCACAGGGAGCUGAGAGCUCGAUACCGGGCAUCGGUGACGAACAUGCUUACCCAGCUGCGAACCUUCUCUCAAUGGACCUUCAAGGUAGACGACCUAGCCGCACUGGGUGUCGAUGUCUGCGAAUUCGAUCCUUACGAUCUGAGAGACUGCACUCCUAUUUUCGAGCCUCUCUCGGAGCAAGAACUCGAUGAUUACGAUCUCGACGAGGACUUGGUGCUGAACGAGGAGAUCUUAGAGAAACUCAACCUCCAAGACUGGGCCCCGAGCACAUCGAAUGAAAUCUCCCGCCGUGAGGAGGAGAUGGAGGCGAUGCGAGCUGGUGGACGCAUCUUUGAGUACCUGGAGGCAAGAUAUUCGUGCUGGUCAAUGAUCUACCAGCCCAAGACCCCCCUCUCGAUGGUGCGGAACUGGACGGACGUUGCUAUCCCCCACCCUGAAUACACCUGGCCUCGGUCCCUUGGCAUCAAUAGCUGGCCUCGAGAUCAUGGGCUUCUGUCCCGCCCGCGUACCCGAGACCAUGUCGGAUGGCGCUGUGAGAUGGUGGGUGAAUGGAAGGAUCGUCCGCGGCGAGGAGAUCCGACAACUCGACCACAUGUUCGCCUCAUCAUCGUGCAUGGCACCAUUGGCUCUUCGAAUGGGAUUCUGCUCGGUGAGCUGGGAGCUCUGGCACAGGUGAUUUACAACCGCCUCUGCCAGCCGAGUUUUGACCAUGAAUCCUUCUUCCCGGUACUGUUGAUCUCGCUUUUCGGACCUCGCCAUGGACGGAUACUGCAGGGUGUGUAUAGACGGAACGGGAAGCUUGACCUGCGAGUCAGUCGGGUCUACAGCUUCGUGAAGGUGAAGGAGGCACCCCUAGACCUCUUCUUGCGGUAUCUCGCGAGUACUCCCCGGCGCGAUGACUGCUGA
Molecule: messenger RNA, 930 nt
Organism: Penicillium canariense
Lineage: Eukaryota; Fungi; Ascomycota; Eurotiomycetes; Eurotiales; Aspergillaceae
Exons: 3
Coding region: 1-930 (309 amino acids)
Source: RefSeq, a predicted model, not a curated record